AUGGGUAAAGAAAAGCCGGGAUUCCUCACUCCUAAGGCAAUUUCAAACCGUAUCAAAUCAAAAGGAUUACAGAAGCUGCGAUGGUACUGUCAAAUGUGUCAAAAGCAGUGCCGAGACGAAAAUGGGUACAAAUGUCACACAAAUUCGGAAUCACAUCAUCGUCAAAUGAAAAUCUUCAUGGAGAAUGGUGGGAAAUUCAUUAGUGGCUUUUCUUCUGAAUUUCUCAAAGGCUAUCUGGACAUUGUGAGGCGUCAAUUUGGCGGCAAGCGAGUUCAUGCUAAUGUUGUGUAUCAGGAAUACAUAAAGGAUAAGGAACACAUUCACAUGAACGCCACUCGAUGGCAUUCGCUUACCGGUCUCUGUCUGUGGCUCGGCAAACAGGGUAUCUGUCGUGUUGAUGAGACUGAAAAGGGUUGGUAUAUUGAGUAUAUUGAUCGCGAUCCUGAAGCCGAGAGUCGGAGGGCUUCUGAUGCUCGACUGACGAAAACUGAGGACGAGAUAAAUCGUCAGUUACUGGCUAAGCAAAUAGAGAAGGCUGCAGCUAGCAAACCGGUAACGGACGAAAAGGACUCCAAGGAGGUGAAACCCCUCAUUCGACAAGAUGAUAAUGCCCCUAUAAAAUUGGACCUGCAGCUCGGUUCAGCCAAAGCCAAAUCCGAUUCACAGGUUGGCGAUACUGAUGUACAGUCUAAUAUCCCAGAGAAUAUACAAAAGUCGGACCACGUUGACGAGCCUACUAGCAGUGAUCAGAUGUCGCCAAGCGCCUCCGGUCGUGUAUUAUCCCCAAAAAUCUCAGUAGUGGAAAAAUCAGAAACCGCCGGAAAAGUUCAGAAAAUCAUUAAUCCUCUUUUAUUGGCGGAGAAGAAGGCACAGAAAAACCGAGCUCUUUCUGACGCCGACAAACUAAACAAUUCCUCAGUGGUAGCUACGUCAUCUUCAUCAGCUGGAGUCAAACGAAGCAGUUUGGAUGAACUGAUGGCUGAGGAGGAAAUGUACAAAGAAAAACGUAACCGCAAGGAUUACUGGAUGACUGUUGGAAUUGAGGUUAAACUGACAUACUAUAAACUUCCCAAAGACCUCCUCUAUCGCCAUGCCGUGAUUCUGGACAUGGAAGAUGACUACACGGCUAUCGUUCGAGUACUAAAUACCUCAAAGACGAAGCUGAAGGUCGAUCAGGAUCACGUGGAAACAGUUAUACCUCCCGUUGGUGAUCCUGUUCUCGUUGUCAAUGGCGCCUAUCGCGGUGAGGUGGCCAUUCUUAAGCAGGUCGACAAAGAAAGGUUUCGGGUGGAUAUUGUCAUUGAAUCGGGACUCUGUCGUGGACGUAUGGUUCGUGAUGUGUCCAUGGAGGAUAUUUGCAAGGUCUGCGACAUCAGCGCAAAUUAA
This is a messenger RNA of Echinococcus granulosus, 1386 nucleotides long. RefSeq names its product DNA/RNA-binding protein KIN17. Gene Ontology annotation, biological process: DNA replication; DNA damage response. NCBI's taxonomy places the organism in Eukaryota, Metazoa, Platyhelminthes, Cestoda, Cyclophyllidea, Taeniidae. The transcript is spliced from 5 exons. The coding region runs from base 1 to 1386 and encodes 461 amino acids. Gene Ontology annotation, molecular function: double-stranded DNA binding. The record is from RefSeq and is a predicted model, not a curated record. Gene Ontology annotation, cellular component: nucleus.